AUGAAAAGCUUUCAGCAAAAGAGAGAUCCAUCUUACUCAUCUGCAAUUGUUAAUGGCUCAAGCAAGCAGUCCUACCAGGGACUCAUGACCCAGAUCCAGAGCAAUACCUACGCUGGAAGAGGCAGUCUUAAUUCUGGUAAUAAUGCACUCAAUAAUGCUAUUCUCGGAAAUGGGAAUGGAGCGAAUACUGGAGCAGGUGCUGCAAAUCUGAUAAUGCAGACGUCCUACACCAAAUAACAAAGUUAAAUUUAACCUGGUAAAGUAAUAGAGCCCCCUAAAAGUAAUCCUACAGGAAGUAUUAUUCAUCAGAUUGCUAAUAACCAAAAUCCGAUCAAUGGAAUGAUGCAACCGUAAACUACUAAUAUACUUAAUGGUUUCAGCUAUCAAAAGGCUGCCCUCACUAAUUUAGCAAAUAAUUAGAAAAGUAGCAAUUAAUCUCCGCAGAAGGGACAGACAUUAAUUACACAAACUAACACUAAUAAUUCGCAAAACACUUAAAAGAUGAAUGGGAUGAAUGCAGGGCAGCAAUAGAAUGGGAAUCAUUAUGGUCCUGGAGAAGCAUAGGGAUCUCAAAAUAAUUAAUCUUCCAAUCAAAAUCAGUUAAAGAAAUAGCAAGAGAUUAUUGUGAUUCAUGUUUUUGAUGAAAAUAGAAAAGUGAAUAAAGACUUCACUUGUGAAAAAGAUCUCCUUGUAACUCACAUGAAAUAUUUCGAGAAAUAUUUAACUGAGGCUACUUCUGUCGAUGAUAUAGAUAUAAGUGUACAUUGUGAUAUCAAGAUUUUCGAGUGGUUAAUGAAGUAUUUGAAGAUGAGAGAGCAUCAGAGGGAUUUCUCUAGAGACUUUAAUUAAAGAGAUUACUCUCGAGAUUAUGAGAGGUUACCAUAGUAAACUCCUGAUCAAUAACCUCAGGAUCUUGUAAAUUUACAAGACUAGAAAUUGCCCCCUUAACUACCUCCUCAGCAAGGGGCUCCAACUUUAGAUAUAAAAAAUGUGAUUUCUAUUCUAAUCUCGAGUGACUUUCUCUAGAUGAAAGUCUUGGUUCAAGAGUGCGUGGAUUUUGUGAUAGAAAAUCUGCAUGAUGUUGUGAGACUGCCUAUAGAUAUGAACUGCCUGAACUAAAGCUUAAUAAAAAAGAUCGCUAAUUAGGUAACUAUAGAGAGACUCGAUGAUUUAAUAGAUAAAAGGGAUAAGCUGACAAGCAAGCUUUUCAUGAAAAAGUUGUAGAGCCUAACUAACUCAGUGGACAGUCAAAAUUAGAGUUAGACUGCUCUUAAUAGAUGCAUUUAUUGUGGCCAAUUAUUUACAAAUGAGCAGAACCAGUGGAUGAUGUGCCCCAAUGCUAAGAUAUUCAUAGAUUUUCACGGGCAUGUCAUAGCACAGCAUGUUGCAGAUAGAUUUUACGAUCUCAAUGGGUUCAUUUAGUUCAUGAAUAACUAAAAGUAAGUGAAGUGGAAGGACAUUUAUUGGAAAAUUUGGGCGAGACUAGUAAGCUUUGAGUGUGUAAAAUGUGAAUCUAAAUUUGUUGGAAGUGAAUUAUCCUAUUGUCGCUAUCACCCUAGUAUUGUAAACCAGAGUCAAAAACCGAAAUUUCAAUAUGGGAGUAAUAAAGGGACAUAUCCAUGCUGUGGAGCCUAGGCUCUCAGAAUAAAUACUCACAUUGAAUAGAAAGGGUGCUAAGCAGAUAAUCAUCAUGUAAAAAUAACACCUGAAACUGAGAGAGACUAUUAAUGGCUAGUUAAGCAUAGAGAUAUAGCAGUAGAACCGUUUCACAAUUCUUCGACUCCUCCACCUGACAGUCUUUAAGGAUUGCUCGAUUAAUAUAUAUAGGAUCUAAAGAGCAAGCGUUAAAAGCUUAGAGAGAAGAGAAAGCCAAGUAAGAUAAACUCAACCUAAAAUGGGGAAACAGCAGACGAGGAGGAUUUCAAUGAGGAAGAUGAUUGUGAGGAGGAUGACUUUGACGAUGACUAUGAUUUUUUCGAGGAUAAAUUGCUAUCCUAAAAUGGGACAGGAGGAGUUUCCUAGGCAGAUAAAAACGUCCUGCAGAAUCUUAUUAAUAGUGACUCAGCUGAUAAAUCAUUGCGUAAGUAGCGAAUUUGGAAGAAAGAUAUUCUUAGAAAUGAUGACUUCUCAAAGAUGAAAGACAUGGUUCAGCGGCUUCGUAAGCAUAGGACUAAUGAAAUAGCAGGAGUCAAUUCCAGCAACCCUAUAAAUAGUAAAGCCAAAUAAAUUGGAGCUAGAACAAGCAUCUAGCAAACACAAGGCAGUAACAUACUAAUAAAAAAGGAGAACCCUAAUCGCAGGAGUUAUCUCAAUAAGUGA
Stylonychia lemnae is the source of this 2319-nucleotide messenger RNA. The record is from the annotation of a GenBank genome assembly. Lineage: Eukaryota; Ciliophora; Spirotrichea; Sporadotrichida; Oxytrichidae.